Paramecium tetraurelia is the source of this 909-nucleotide messenger RNA. RefSeq lists its product as uncharacterized. The record is from RefSeq and is a predicted model, not a curated record. Gene Ontology annotation, cellular component: RNA N6-methyladenosine methyltransferase complex. NCBI's taxonomy places the organism in Eukaryota, Ciliophora, Oligohymenophorea, Peniculida, Parameciidae. The transcript is spliced from 4 exons.
AUGGGAAAAAAUUAGCGGGAAUCCUUAAGAAUGAGAUUGAGAUAUAACGAGCCUGGUUCAGAAAAUAAGCGAAUAAAUUAUUUUAAGCUGAACUAAGGCUAUGAUAUUACAGAAGAUGAUUCAGAAUAUAUGGAUGAAUAAGACUCAUACAAAGCAUUUAAGAAGAUUAGGAAAUACAAAACAAAAUCCAAAGAGGAUAAAGUAACUUGUGACAAUUUAGAAGUGUUGUUAUAAUGGAAAGGAUCAAUUAAUUGUCAAUCUUAUGAAACAGACCAAAAAAAGAUUGUUGUUCUCAAAAAGAUUUUAGGGACAGAUCUAUCCCAAUAUGCAAAAGGAGUUUAAGGAAUUUUCAUUGAUAAUCUUUUCAAAAAAGAUUUAAAAAAUUUAGAUAUAUCCAAAAAGUUAAUAUCCAAUGGAAUUUUAUUUAUAUGGUCUGAUAAAAGCCUUAUAAAUGAAAUUCUUGAAACUAUGGAAAAUAAAGGAUUUACUUAUAUAGAAAAUCUGGUUGUAGUACAGUUGAGCCUAGAGUAAGCUUUAGAAGAGUUGAAUAAACAUAUGAAAAUAGAACAGACUGAAGAUGCUGUCUUAGAUAACUUAGAUUUUCUAUAAUAAAAGGUUUAGGUUAAAGAUUUGAUCUUGCAUCGUCCUUCAAAAGUUUUAAAUCAAUCAAAAUAAGUGUUGAUAAUGUUUAGGAAAUUUGAUGAAUAAAAGUCCCAACUAGAAUUAAGACAUUAAAGAACUCCUGAUGUAUUAUUUGACAUUGUGAACAAUGGAAAAUCAUGUUUAAAAACGAAAGAAUAUAUUUAUUAGACAAUUGAAACUUUGCUCCCAAAAUCUUAAUUGAUGGAGAUUUUUGCAUAAAAAGAUCAACCUAGAAAAGGGUGGAUUAGUGUUUGUGAAAAUAAAUGA